AGUUGGGUAGUCUAACUUAUUUUUUUUGCUUAUAAGCUGUUUUCAGCUUAUAAGCUGCUUUAGAUAAGCUAAGUCAAAUGGGCCCAAUUAUUUUUUUGAGCUUAUUUUAAGCACAAAAUGACUUUAAGCUGGCCAGUCAAACACUCAAAAAAACUGAAAACAGCUUAUAAGCAACUUAUAAGCCAAUCCAAACGGGCUCUAAGAAUAAAAUAUAAAGCUUAAAUUAUUUCUAAAUUUAGAAAAGAAUUAUUUUUUAAAAAAGGACUAAAAAAGAGAUAGGGUCACUUAAAUUGGAUUGGAAGGAGUAUCAUUAGUACUAUAUUUCUUAUCCAAAUUGAAAUAUAGAAUAAUAACUUGCUGUAGUCUAUAAACUUAAAUUUGUAAAAAAAAAAUAAAAAAAUUACACUGCCCAUGUAUAUAAAUAACUCACCGACAAAAUAAUAUGAAUGAUUGAAAGUCUUUCCAAGUACUCCUUUCUGUUAUAAAUAUACAUGUUAUUGUAGCGUUACAUGACAAGUCUAACCCAAAGAAGUUCCUUAUAAAUGUCAACAAGUGAGAGUUCCACCGAGCUUCUCCAAGCUCAAGCUCAAAUAUGGAACUAUAUUUUCAGCUUCAUAAGUUCUUCAGCAGUAAGAUGUGCAGUUCAGUUAGACAUUCCUGAUGUACUUUACAAACAUGGCAAGCCCAUGCAUAUAUCCGAUCUCUCAACUGAGCUUUCCAAAGUUAAUCCUUCUAAGGUUUCCUUCUUGCCAAUUUUAAUGCGAUUUUUGGUUCAUUUUGGUUUUCUAAAUCAACAAGAAGAUCGGUAUUCUCUUGCCCCAGCUAGUCGCCUUCUUGCAAAAAAUCAUGAGUCUUUCAAUUUGAGGUCACUCUUGCUUGUCAUCCAUGAUCCAAUCAUUCAUAAACCAUGGUUUGAGUUAAGUAAUUGGUUCCAAAAUGAUCUCCCUACUACUUUCCAUACUGUUUAUGGGAAACCUAUGUGGGAAUUAUUUUUGGAAGAACCAAGAUUAUGUGAUACUUUUAGUGAUGCAAUGGCUAAUGAUUCAAGAUUGAUUGCUAAUGUGCUUAUCACAGAGUGUAAACAUAUUUUUGAGAACCUGACAUCGUUGGUGGAUGUUGGAGGUGGCAUAGGCACUGUUCUUGAUCUUCCUCAUGUUAUACGUGACCUAAAGGGAAGCGGGAACUUGGAGUUUGUUGGAGGAAGUAUGUUUGAAAAGAUUCCUAAUGCUAAUGCAAUCUUACUCGAGUGGAUUAUGCAUGAUUGGAGCGACGAAGAUUGUGUGAAGAUACUGAAGAAAUGCAAAGAGUCAACUCCAGGUAGAGAUAAAGGAGGAAAAUUGAUAAUCAUUGACACAGUGCUGGAAAGUCCCAAGCACGACACUGAAUUAGUUCGAGCACAAUAUAAUAUGGACAUGAUGAUGCUGGUCUGUUUGGCCGGGAAAGAGAGAACUAAGAAGGAAUGGGGAAAGCUCUUCAAUGAAGCUGGUUUCAAUGAAUGCAGAAUAACAUCCAUUUUGGGGUCAAGGUGUCUCAUUGAAGUAUACCCUUGAAAAAAUCUUGGCUUGAAACACAGUGAAUCUUCUUUUUAUUUUGUAUGCUCUAGUGAAUAGACUUGAGAACUUUUGAAGUCUAUUAUGUCCCUAGCUUGAUGUAAUUGGUAUUUACUCGAAAAUUCCUGCCUUUUUCUGUAA
Lycium barbarum (goji berry) is the source of this 1691-nucleotide messenger RNA. RefSeq names its product myricetin 7/4'-O-methyltransferase 2-like. The record is from RefSeq and is a predicted model, not a curated record. Gene Ontology annotation, molecular function: S-adenosylmethionine-dependent methyltransferase activity; protein dimerization activity; O-methyltransferase activity. Bases 543 to 1550 code for a protein of 335 amino acids. Gene Ontology annotation, biological process: methylation. The transcript has 2 exons. NCBI's taxonomy places the organism in Eukaryota, Viridiplantae, Streptophyta, Magnoliopsida, Solanales, Solanaceae.